Dicrocoelium dendriticum is the source of this 543-nucleotide messenger RNA. The record is from the annotation of a GenBank genome assembly. NCBI's taxonomy places the organism in Eukaryota, Metazoa, Platyhelminthes, Trematoda, Plagiorchiida, Dicrocoeliidae.
AUAUUUGAUCAGAUCCUUCGUUUGGUGGUGAACAAUGCUCGAGGUCUGCUCACAAGCACAAUCACAGCACAAUCGCUGGUUGACGCGUCUGCUGGAGUGGGCCGGCGUCACGUGACCACAAAAAGACAAAGUACAUCCGGUCAAGGAUCCAGCGAGUGGCACGUGCCAAGCGCAAGCGCUGCCACAUUGGAUCGCAUAGCAUCGACAAACCUGAUUUUCUUCUGUGAAACCGGAAGGGAGCGUACUUCUCUCGCGAUGACCAUAGCUGGUCUGGUGUAUUGUCAUUUGGUCGGAUUCUCUUUUGGUUACCGAGUGGACGAGGAAGAACGUAUCUCUUUACGGGAUGCCAAAUACACCAAGGGUGAAUUCGAUGUUAUUGAACGUUUGGUCAGAAGGAUACCCAAUGGAAAUCAAGUGAAACGGGAAGUGGAUUACGUCCUCGACAAGUGCUUCGAUUCAAUGUCGAUGAUGCACUUCCACAUUCGAGAGGAGAUUUACUUUAGCUAUGCAAGGGUAAUUGCAGUUGUUCUAAUCAAUUCAUGA